CGUUCGUUAACGACGGCCAUACGACACAAUUCGUCAUGUUUUACGACGCUUUCGCUAAAUUUUCUUAGCAAAUCACUUUUAUAUCGGUACCUAAUUAGUUAUAGUAAGUGGCCUAAACUGCAACCAUCAUCAUGAACAAUUACAACGCCUACAGCGAUGAAGGAGAGAACUCUGGAAGUCAGGGAAACAAAACCAGUUCCAAAGCCAGCAACGUAUUACCUCUUUGGGGCAACGAACGCACGAUGAAUCUAAACAAUCUCAUCCUCACCAAUAUACAAAGUUCACAUUAUUUCAAGGUCAAUCUGUACGAGUUGAAAACAUACCAUGAAGUUGUCGACGAAAUCUACUACAAGGUCCAGCACCUAGAGCCAUGGGAGAAGGGUUCAAGACGGACAUCGGGCCAGACGGGAAUGUGCGGAGGAGUUCGUGGUGUUGGCGCCGGAGGGAUUGUCUCCACCGCCUAUUGCUUGCUAUAUAAAUUGUUUACGCUGAAGUUAACACGCAAGCAACUCAAUGGUUUGAUCACACACUGUGAUUCGCCCUACAUUAGGGCACUCGGGUUUAUGUAUAUAAGAUAUGUACUGCCACCAGCGAGUUUGGCGGAUUGGUACGAACCGUAUCUUGACGAUGAAGAGGAAAUGGAUGUGAAGGCGGGCGGUGGGCAGGUGAUGAAACUUGGCAUGAUUCUCAGGCAGUGGAUGGUCAAAUUGGAGUGGUUUUCGACUCUGUUUCCUCGCAUUCCUGUGCCGAUUCAGCAGAAAAUUCAACAAGUUCUUGGAGAACGAUUUCCCAUUCAGGCCGUUCAAGUGGCGAAUCAACGAGACCGAGAGGACCGUAUAAAUCGACAAGAACGACCUGAACGCUUUGAUCGAGUCGAUCGUCAAGAGAGAAACCGUUUUGAUGAUCGACGCAGAGAUUCAGUCGAUGAUCGAGGACGCCGUGAUGCCUACAGAAAAUCAGAAGAUGGUAUCUCCAAGGACCGACGCGAGAAAGACGAUUUUCGCGAACGCAGAUAUCGCGACCGGAGCCCAAUCAGGGAACGGGAACGCGAGCGCGAUUAUCAUAGGGAUCGUGACCGCGAGAGGGAUCGCCACGAUCGACACGGAAAGGACCGUGACCGAGAACACAGACACAAACGACAUCGUUGAUAUUUUCUUGUUGAAAAGAUUUCAGUUUUCUAUUUUCGAGACAUUCUGGACGGUAUGAUUAUAUAUAUAUAUGAUUAAUGUUUAAUACAAAGCACUUAAGACGUACCAGGGCUUAAACCCAGGGUCCUAGCCGAUAGAUAAUUUAGGAGAUGUUACGAUUUGACACUUUUGUAUUUGUUUAACAUAAUAACUUAACAUGUACAUUGAGAAGGACGAA
Messenger RNA from Dalotia coriaria, 1365 nucleotides. RefSeq names its product pre-mRNA-splicing factor 38B. The record is from RefSeq and is a predicted model, not a curated record. Gene Ontology annotation, cellular component: precatalytic spliceosome. The transcript has 5 exons. The coding region runs from base 132 to 1148 and encodes 338 amino acids. NCBI's taxonomy places the organism in Eukaryota, Metazoa, Arthropoda, Insecta, Coleoptera, Staphylinidae.